Messenger RNA from Neolamprologus brichardi, 1444 nucleotides. RefSeq names its product SPO11 initiator of meiotic double stranded breaks (gene spo11). Lineage: Eukaryota; Metazoa; Chordata; Actinopteri; Cichliformes; Cichlidae. Gene Ontology annotation, biological process: reciprocal meiotic recombination; meiotic DNA double-strand break formation; meiotic DNA double-strand break processing. The record is from RefSeq and is a predicted model, not a curated record. Gene Ontology annotation, cellular component: nuclear chromosome. Gene Ontology annotation, molecular function: ATP binding; DNA binding; DNA topoisomerase type II (double strand cut, ATP-hydrolyzing) activity.
ACAUCCUUACGCGGGAAUUUCUUGCAGGUAGAUAACAUGACAUUUAGUAACAGGUAACGUGAUGGAAUCCCGUGCGGCUCAUUUUUGUUCUGAAAUUGAUAAGCUCCAUGCAAAACUGUUGAUCAACGUGGGAGUCACGACAGACUGGCAGCGUGCUGAAAAAGAAAUCAACCACCAGGAAAUUUUAAACCGAAUUGAAAGCAUAAUCCUGGAAAUAGUCACCAGUCUGUCCAAAGCUGAGGCCCCUGUCCUGGCGCUGCCCAACAGAUCCAGCUGGGCCAACAUAAGCUUUGACAGUGCCAUUGGGCUUCAGAUGAGUUCAAGACAGUCUGUCACCACCAUUAGGGCCGACUGCCCUUCAUCUGUCACUAAAUUUGCCCAGAUUCUCAAGAUUCUCUCAGUCAUCUACAGGCUUGUCCAGAGCAACUCAUAUGCUACAAAGAGAGACAUCUAUUACAACAACACAAAGCUCUUUGGUUCACAGAAAGCUGUUGAUAGUAUCGUAGAUGACAUCUCCUGCAUGCUAAAGGUUCCUCGCAGAUCACUACAUGUGUUGGCCACAUCCAAGGGAUUGAUCUCAGGUGACCUGUGUUAUAUGGAGGAGGACGGCACGAGGAUUGACUGCCACUCCAGCUCAACUGCUGUCUCAGUUUCAUCGAACAUCAGUGGAAUUAAAAAUAUUGUAUCAUCUGCAAAAUUUGUCUUGAUCAUCGAGAAGGAUGCGACGUUCCAGAGACUGCUGGAUGAUGACUUCUGCACAAAGAUCUCCCCUUGCAUCAUUAUCACAGGUAAAGGUGUGCCAGAUGUGAACAGCAGGCUGAUGGUGAAAAGGCUUUGGGAUGAGCUGCACAUCCCCAUCUUUGCCCUCGUGGAUGCUGAUCCUCAUGGCAUUGAAAUCAUGUGCAUCUACAAGUAUGGAUCAGUGGCAAUGUCGUUUGAGGCCCACAGUCUGACCGUCCCCAGCGUUAUGUGGCUAGGCCUCCUCCCCUCUGACCUACAGAGGUUGCGGGUUCCCAAGGACGCUCUGAUCCCACUUACAAAGAGAGAUGAAAGCAAACUCUGCAGCCUCCUUGAAAGGCCGUACUUAACCAGCCAACCAGAGUGGCAGAAAGAGAUGAAACUGAUGCAGCAAAGUAAAGUAAAGGCUGAAAUACAGUCUUUGACAGCUAUAGCUCCUGACUUCCUCACACAAAUCUACCUGCCCAACAAGCUGCGCUAUGGAGGCUGGAUAUGAGCUCAAUGCUGCCACUUAGUGGAUGAGUAAGUGAACUGCUAAAGUUGCUUUGAAGCCUGAAGAGUGGUAUUAGACGUAAAUUGUCAGACAAAUUAAAGUAUUAACUUCAGUUUGUUAGUUUGUAGUGUUUGGAUAUUUAUUCACCUUUCUUUGUGUAUAUUGGAUGCAGUUGUUUGAGAAGUGUAAUUAAAACCUCCGUGAUCCCACUGA